AUGAGUUUAUUGCUGGCCCAACUUACUGACUCACCUAAGCCUAGAAAUGCUAUGGCUGGUGUUGUUAAAAUAGGAUAUUUGAAAAAAAAUAAGAGUAUGAGAAAAAAAUUUUUUGUACUACGAGAAGAAACUGCAGGUGGUGGACCUGCGCGUCUUGAAUAUUAUGAAACUGAAAAAAAAUGGAGAAACAAUGCAUUACCUAAAAAAGUAAUUGUAUUAAAGUCAUGUUUCAAUAUCGACAAACGUGUAGAUGCACGUACUAAAAAGACAAUAUUAUGUUUGUACACUAAAGAAAGUUCUUUUUAUAUACUAUUUGAUUGUGAUAAAGAACUUGAUGAGUGGUUGGACCUAAUGUUGGUUUUACAACGUGUUUCUAAAGAUUUUGGACCGGGUGAUUCACUUAAAGAACCUUUCGAGCAUAUUUGGCACAUUUCUAUAUUAAAAAAAGAGUUGGGAAUGAAUGCAAAUUUAAUAGGUAUGACUGGACUUUGUUUAUGUGACAAAAAAGUGAGUAUAAUGAAAUAUCCAACCAAAUCAAAAGAACAAAAAACUAUGGAUAUAAUGUUGUCAAGUAUUCGUCGAUGUGGAGCUUUGGGUACUUUUUUUUAUAUGGAAGUAGGACAAAGUUCUCCAUUUGGUUCUGGUCAUAUAUGGAUGGAUACGUGGAACAAUGAUGUAGCAGCUAGUGUUCAUGAAACUAUAAUGGGUGCAUCAAGUCGAAAUCAUGACACUAGAUUUAGAAUGAGAUCAUCAUCAUUUAAUGAAGGAUCACGAUUAAUAAACUGUCCAUCAAGACAACGUUCUAGUUUCUAUGAUGAGAAUCACCCUGGGCUUCGGUAUAAAAAUAAUAGUCAAAGUUCCUCAACUUUAAAUAAUGGCAAUGUUGAUUUAGCUCGCACAGGAUCAGUUAGAGAGCGUUGUGAUAGUAUGCCGUUGCGACCACGUACUAUUAGUGAAAACACAACUUCAUCAACACGUUCUUUCAAUGGAAUUUUAUCCCCUAAACAAACUUUCCAUAAAGGUUGUAAUUGUGUUUCUGCCUCUUCAUCGUUAUCAGCGUUUAACGAUUCUAACUUGAGUACCUGGGAUUCAUCACUUUCAAAAUCUAUGGAUACCACUGAUGGAAUUUCUUCCUUUUACACGAGUCUUAAUGACCAUCGGUCUGCCAUACUUGAAGAAAAACAAGAAGAUUUUAUUCCAUAUACUCCAUUAGACAAAGAAGAAGAUUCUUCGAGACAAACAAGUGACAGUAAUGUUAAUAAUAAUAUUAACUUGAUUAACAACAAUAUUAUUGGUAACAAAUCCAGUUCCUCUUCCCAGGCGGGUUCUUGUUGUGACUCAAACAGUCCAUAUGGUUCACCCAUCAAUGUAGAUGAUACAUAUACUCCAUUAAACCCUUCUGGUACGUCUGGAACCAGUCCUCCACCGGAUGGAUACCUUCCAAUGAAACCAGGAUACACUUUUUCUAAUAACUGUGUAAAUAUUAUGCCAUUGGAAGGACACAGUAAUUCUAAACAAGAAUCUACUGAGAUGCCUCAAAUGGAAUUUGAAUCGCCUGAAGGUUAUGUCCCUAUGGCUCCUGUGAGUAGAAUGUCUGACUAUGUAUCCAUGGAUUGUAAACAAGGGUCUAUUGAAUCUGGAACACCGUCUACAGACACUCGCUUUUCUGACAUACAUUUAGAUAAAGUUUGUGCAUACCUUACUCCAUCUGAGGACGAAGGACCUAUUGAAAGGCCUACUCGAGCUUAUUCUGUUGGUUCCAGACCAGAUGGCUUAAGGGAAAAAAUUGACAAAAUUAAUGCUGAUAGAACAAGAGCUCGUGCAUUUUCAGUAGGCAGCCGUGGUCGAUUACCCCCAACUGGAUUGCCCCGGAAUGGUUAUCAAUCUGGUUCGACCAGUAUGUCUGAACAAAGUGACAAUGGUGAUCGUGUAGAAAUUGAUUUUAGUUGUAAUUCAAAAUCUCGUCGUCAUUAUUCAGCAACUUGUCGAACUUUAUCGAUUCAGCCACCAGCAGAUGUAUCACCAAGAUCAUCACCUAAACUUUGUCCUUCUCCUGAUCCAUCAUGUAUCCAUAGACCAACUGGUCGUUCUCCUCCAAAAUCUAUAGUGUCUUCUGUAGAUAUUAAAAGAACACUAUCUGGAGCUGUUCAUGGUAUUUCUAGAUCACCUCCAACAUCUUCACAUACAUAUUUGUCACCUACAUUGGAAAGAGUUUCAGAGGUACCUAGUAUUGAAGUUGUUGAUAGUUACAUACCAAUGAAACCAACCCAAGGAUUAAAUCCCUGUGAAAACACAAGUAUGGCGGUAGACGACUCAAUUAAAAGAAAUUAUGUAAAUGUAUGGGAAGCAGCAAGUAGUACGUUUCCAAUCAUGAAAAUGAUUGGAGGUUUGAAUUGGAAAAAAAACAAAAAGCGUAAUACAGCUCCUGCUUUAGAACAACUUAUACCCAUGGCUGAUGAAGGCAUUGAUGAAAUAGAUGGUUAUACUACUAUAAGACCUGGUGUUCAUGCAAUACCGGUACGAGAACAAAUUGGUCAGUCAUCUGAUGCAGUGUUAGAUGCCAUUUGUGAUGGACUUGCGGAUCUAGUAUUUUCAGAUCCACCUCCUAUUGUCACAUAUAAUUCUCAGAACCACUCUAAGUCAGAUAAUUCUGUUUCUUCGCUAGAUGGGUAAUUGUAAAAUUUGUGUUGUAAUAUAAAAAAUAAUAUUUUAAUUUAAACUCAUAUUUUGUAUACACUGGUAAAAAAGAGGUUUAUCUCAGUGGCAAACAAAAAUGUAUAUAAUUUUUUUUUAUGUAUAAUUUUACUGUGUUGUUCUUUGUAUUUGAAUUAAAUAAAUAUUAAUAUUUAGGUAAAAGUAUAUGUUAAUAUAUUUGGCAUCUAAAGUAUAACAUUUUAGAAGAAUUGUAUCCAGGGGUAAUUUUUCUAAUGAUAUUUCAACUUUAUUGGAGAAUUUUUAUUGUAUUUAAUGUAUUUUAUUUUUAGUGAAUAUGUUACCAAUUUAAACCAGUAUGAACUGAGACAUAAUUAUAAUUUUUGCCUUUUACGCUUUAAAUUUUUAAUAAAAAAAAAAAAUUGAUGAAAUAUCAAUUGUUUAUUGUUAUUUAAAAAUACUAAGUUAUUAAUUUUUAUUUGAUAUGUAAAAUAGCUAAUUUAAUCAUAUUUUAAUACAUUAUGUUAAAUUAAAAUAGUUAAACAUAGUGAAAACUAAGCUAAGAUAUUAUGUUCAUUACAUGGGGAAAAUUCAAUAUUAAAGAACUCAUAAGACUUCUGUGUAUAGGGAAACAAUAGAAAUGAUAGGCCAAUGAUAAAGUGAAUGAAAAUGGAUGUUACAAUGGUCUCCCUUUAGAAAAUGUAUAGAUUUAAAAGGAAGUAGCAGUUGACAGAGAAACAUCAUCUUAAUAACUUAUCUCACUUAUGUGUUAGAUGAAGGAUUGAGUUAAACUACAGUUACAUAGUUGAUAUAGAAAUAAUGAUUACCAAUUUGUAUAAAUAUUUAUAUUACUUUAAGUUCUAAUUAAAUUAAAUUAUAGUUAAACUUAAAUAAGUAUGUAUUUAUACAAAUAUAAAUAAAUAAAUGUAAAUAUAUGCACGCUUGCGUGUAUGUAUGGCCAUUUAUUUUUAUUUGCAAAAAUAAAAAUCUCCUUAUGACCAGACGUCAAUGUAUGCAAAUAAGACUGAAGAACCACUCUAGGAUAUACCUAGCUAAGUACUGUAUUUAAUUUUAGGUUCUCUAUAGGAUUUCUUUAAUUUACAAAUUGCCUCGUUUGAGCUGAUUUUUAAUUUGUUAGAUAACAAGAAAAUAAAAAUAUUUAAUAAUUGAUAAUGAUAAUAAAUUCAAUUGGUGUAUGUCUAUGUUGUGUGUGUGUAUGUGUAUUAUGUUAAUUAAAAUAUAUUAAAUUAAUUGAUAAAUAAUAACACUGUUUAUGGUGUUUUUGGUUGACCUUUAAAAGAAUUUGUACCCUACAUCACUAUUAUUUAGAAAAUAUUAUAUUAAACUGUAUUAUUCUGCAUUCUUAAUGUUACUUAAUAGUUGAUUGUCUUUAUUAUGGAUUUAUGAUAAAUAAAUAUGUCAUGUUUUGUGUCA
Molecule: messenger RNA, 4086 nt
Organism: Rhopalosiphum maidis (corn leaf aphid)
Lineage: Eukaryota; Metazoa; Arthropoda; Insecta; Hemiptera; Aphididae
Gene: chico
Product: insulin receptor substrate 1
Exons: 13
Coding region: 1-2673 (890 amino acids)
Biological process (GO): insulin receptor signaling pathway
Cellular component (GO): plasma membrane; cytosol
Molecular function (GO): insulin receptor binding; phosphatidylinositol 3-kinase binding
Source: RefSeq, a predicted model, not a curated record